AUGGGCCCCUCUGGCAGCGGCAAGAGCACGCUGCUCUCGAUACUCUCCGGCGCCGUUGAGUCCGUCGGCGCCGGCGCGCGCGUCGACGGCGCGGUGUCGCUCGGCGGCGAGCGGCGGCGCGGCGCGCUGCGGAGGGUGACGGCGUUUGUGCCGCAGAAGGAUGUGCUGCUGCCGGCGCUGACGGUGGAGGAGUGCGUGCGGUACAGCGCGCUGCUGCGGCUGCCCGGCAGCCUCAGCCCGGGGGAGAUCCAGGAGCGCAUCGACGGCGUGCUGGCUGAGCUCGGCCUCUCCCACGUCGCCACCAGCCUCGUCGGCGGCAGCGCCUCCAUCCGCGGCGUCAGCGGCGGCGAGCGCCGCCGCGUCACCAUCGCGAUGGCGCUCGUCACCCGCCCGCGCCUCGUCAUCAUGGACGAGCCAACCAGCGGCCUCGACUCGUUCACCGCGUACAACCUCAUGCGCACCGCCCAGGAGAUUGCCAUGCACGACCGCGUCGUCAUCAUGAGCCUGCACCAGCCGUCGCCCGACAUGUUUGACUCCCUGUCCCAGGUGCUGCUGCUGGCCAAGGGGCGGCUCGCGUACCUGGGGACGCCCGCGAGCGUCGGGCCGCACUUUGCGGCGGCGGGCCUGCCAGUGCCCCGGCGGCGGCAGCCAGCGGAGCAUAUGCUGCACGUCGCGUCGCAGCCGGCGGGGCUAGCGAUGCUGCUUGCAUACGCGGAGAAGUGCGGCGAGGCGCGCCGGCGCGUGGCCGGGCUGGGGGCGGCCGCCGCGGCGGCCGCCAACGGCGCGGGCGCGGGCGCGGCGGCCAGCAUUGCGGCAAACCUCGCGCGUCUGGAGCAGGUCAGCAAUAGCAGCACCAGCAGCAGCCCCACGCUCCUGGCAAUGUAUGGCGGCGCUGCCGCCGCCGCUGCCGCCGCCGCGCCGCCGCCACCGCCGCCGUCAUCCGCGCCCGCCGUGGCCGCAGCAGACGCGCCUGACGACGCGUGCGGCGGCGUCUGCGCGCGCGCGGCCGCUGCGGCGCGCGCUGCCGCGCGCGAAUGCGCGGUCCUGUACUGGCGCGCCUUCACCAACAUGCGCCGCGAGCCGCGGCUGCUCAUGCUGCACCUCCUCGUCGCGCUCAGCCUCGGCCUCGUCGUCGGCGCCGUCUUCUUCAAGCUGGAGAACACGCAGGUCGGGGUUCAAAACCGCCUGGGGGCGAUGUUUUUUGCCCUGGCGCUGUUUGGGUGGACGAGCGUGUCUGUGGUGGACGGGCUGGUGCUUGAGAGGGAGCUGGUGGAGCGAGAGGUGGCGGGGCACUACUACAGGGGCGGCACCUACCUGCUGUCGAGCCUGGUGCUGGACGGGCUGCUGCUGAGGACGCUGCCCGCGCUGCUCUUCAGCGCCCUGGUGUACCCCAUGGUCGGGCUGCUGCCCGAGGUGUCGCGCAUCGUCACGUUCAUGUUUGUGCUGGCCACCUACAGCUGCACUGUGGGCGCCCUGACCACCGCGCUCACCGCGCUGUGCCGGACCUCCUCCGCCACCACCCUGGCCAUGAACAUCAUCCUGCUCAUGUGGGUCCUCGUCGGCGGCUACCUGGUCAACCCCAUGUCUAUCCCCCCGUGGCUGCGCUGGAUCCGCAACCUUAGCCCCAUGAGCUUCGCCUUUGAGGUGCUGGCAGCCAACGAGAUGGCCGACCAGAUGUACAGCCUCAAGGUCUCCGGCUUUGCCCAGCUGGAGGGGAUCAAGGGCGACGUGUUCCUCCGCACCCUCGGCCUCGUGCCGUCACGCGCGUUCGAGUCUGCCCUUGGCCUCGCGGGCUUCUACCUCGGGUCUGUCGUGCUGGCGUUCUCCGCCACGAGCUUCACGCUGUGGCGCCACGGCGGUGGCUCGACGAGGCGCGCCCUGCAGCGCCUGGCGGCUGCGCUGCUCUGCAGGGGCGGGCGCGGCACCGCUGCGCAGUGA
This is a messenger RNA of Monoraphidium neglectum, 1938 nucleotides long. RefSeq lists its product as hypothetical. NCBI's taxonomy places the organism in Eukaryota, Viridiplantae, Chlorophyta, Chlorophyceae, Sphaeropleales, Selenastraceae. Gene Ontology annotation, cellular component: membrane. The record is from RefSeq and is a predicted model, not a curated record. The transcript has 5 exons. Gene Ontology annotation, molecular function: ABC-type transporter activity; ATP hydrolysis activity; ATP binding. Bases 1 to 1938 code for a protein of 645 amino acids.